AGGUAGGUGGAGCUAAGAGAGGCAGAAAGAGAAAGUCAGAGCAGCAGCAUAAAAUCAAGACAGAGCCAUUUAUGGAGUCAGAGGAUAUGGAAUGGCUACCUAGUGUAUCAGAUAACAGUCGCACAACACAUCCUGAUGGAAGCAUGCGACGAAAAGUCAAGCCGCCCCGUGCACUUAAAGAAGACUAUGUUCUAGGGAAACGUCCAAGAAAGAGGAUUCGUGAAUCAUGUGUCAAUCUCGGCUACAAAAUUGUCUGUCCAAUGAUGAGUUGCAAGGCCAAGUUCAAAACUGAUAUAGGUAUAUAUUUAAUUGCAUAGAAAUGCCUGUUCUAGAGAGCUGAACUCUUUGAUAUCCAUUUUAAAAAAAAUAAUUGACUAAAUUUGUAUAUGUUACCUUAGAUAUAUAUAUAUAUAUAUAUAUAUUUGCACAUCCUUGAUGUAGUAAUUUGACGUAAUGUGUCACAAGUGGUGGCAAGAUGUUGGUAAUUAGUGAGGAUUUGUGAACUAUUUUUGAUAGAUGUGUUCCUGAGAGUGUUUGGGGGUGGAGAAACAUAUUUUGAGCAAUGGGUAAUGCCUGGAUCUGGAGAUCCAUCUUCAUGUUUUUUUCUUAUAUGAGCUUUACAAAUAUAAUCAUGAUUUUGUGCUGUGGCUUAGGUCGGUCAUAUGUGCUUGAGUUAAAUUUUAUUGGUGCACAAAAAUGAACAUCUUUCCUGUGCGUACGAUAGCUUUGCUCAUUACAUGAGACCAUUGUGCUGAAUGUUAAUUAACUUAACGUCAGAACAUUGUGAAACACAUCAUUUUUUAAUAAUCAUUCUUAGACCAAUGUGGGCAACCUUUGUUGUGGCGAAUGAAAAGUGAAAUUGGCCACACUAUAUAUAAAUCAUGAAACGCUACUAUUAUAUAAGAUCUGCUAGUUUAUAUAAAUAUAUUUAUAUAAAUAUAUUUAUUAUAUAUAUAUAUAUAUAUAUAUCUGUGUUGUUAUAUAAAUUUGUAAACUAUGUCUUUAACCAAGACAUCUUGGACAAUGGUCACCAUUUAACAUCAAGAAACUUAAAGUGACUUGAACAAAGUUCUCUGAAAUGUCAAAUGAAUAUAAAACUCAUGAUUCAGCUACACAUGAACAAUAGCUAGAAUUUUCCAAAAUAUUUCCUUGAAAAAGUGGAAAGAGAUAAAAAUCAAGGUAUUUUUUAUGAGCAAUUGCUGAAUCUUUGAGCUCAUCUAGGUAAUCAGUUUAAAGCCUCAAAGUUAUUGUUAUUUUUUUUUUUUACAAGGCAUUGAAUGAUGCCAACAUUUUCAUAUGCAAGGUAGAAGCCAGUGAUGAACCAAUUUUAUGAUAAUUUUGUUUUCUUUCUGUAACUGUAACAGUUGUAAAAUGUAUAUUGGCCAGAUAGUUAUUUUUUCUAGCAAGUAUUGAAGGAGUGUUGAAAUUCUCCAAUAAGAAUUAUUUUUGCAAAUUAAAACAUUUCAGACUUUCUCUUAUUGAUUUUCUCUGUUUUAUCUUGGUGGUUUCAGGUCUACACAUCCAUAUGUCCUGCCAUAAUAUGGAUGACACUGCAUUUACCUGCAUGAAAUGCCAAGCCCCCCAUGAGUUUUGGAAACAUUUGCGGAUACAUUUAUGGAGAGUGCAUAAGGUAUAAUAUUUUAUCGAAACAUGUUGCAUAAAGCAUAAACAAUUUAUAUACAGGCCAAAAAGUUAUGUGUAAAUUGAAGUUAAAGUAGUGAAUAUGAAAUAAUACUUUCAAUAUUUGGCUUUCUAAUUUUCUAAUACUUAAGUUCUGUUAUCAUUUGGGAAUACAACUUGUCAUAAUAUGGUUAAGUCCAACAUUAAGUUUAGUUUUUAUAUAAUAAACAAAUUUUAAGAACAGUUUCUUUUUUACCUUUAGAUUUGGAAUGCUUGUUGAUAUUACUUAUUUUAUGGGGGUCAAAGACAAAUGUUUCCUUUAUUCAUUGCCACUGUUUGUAUAUUUUCCAAGGUUGACUGUGAUUUGUUUAAGUGUGAUUUAUGUGACUACAAGACUGAUACACACCACAAAAUGAGUAUACAUAAGGUACCAGUAUCAUCUUUUUUUGUGUUUAUAUAAAUCGGUUGACAUCAUAUGUUUUUAUUAUUAUUAACCAUUCUAAAACAAUUAUUUUAUACCAUUCUAAAAACAUUUUGAAAUAAUGCAAACUAAUUUUGAUGUUUGAAUAUUUUACUGUAUAAUUAACAGGAAAUUCAUACAAAUGCCAAGCCUUAUGCUUGUGAUGUUUGUGGAAAGGGCUUUCGUCAGGCAUCUCAAAUGAAAAAUCACCAGGUCAUUCAUGCUAAUCGUGCUGACAAAGCCGGAUCUAGGGGUUGGUUCUCAUCAAAGUCAUGUGAUAUCUGUGAUAGGGUCUUUGCUAACAGGUUUGUUAUUAUGAAUAGGAGCAAUAUAAAUUGAUAAGAUGUCCUCAAAUGUUUAAAUGAUAUUAUCUACGAGCAUGGGGAAUUUUAAACUAUUGAAGCUUUAUUAAAAUAUAAAAUGCAUUGCAGCAAAUGUCUCAAGAAACAUAAAGAGGCUGUGCACACAGACCACAAGCCUUUUGAAUGUAUGUACUGCAGCCAUACAACGGCAAGGAAAGCCAUGAUGGAGCUGCACAUCCGAACACACACGGGAGAAAAACCAUUCAAGUAAGUAAGAAGUGUGAUAUGCAGUGUAUGUUUUAUAAUUGUUUAGGAACCAGCAUUUUUACUUCAUGAUGAAGGAGGCAAGAUAGAACAUUAAAUGUAGUGAAAGUUCAUGCCAUAGAUAGAACAUUAACUUUUAUGAAAGUUUAUGCCGUAGAUAGAACAUUAAAUAUUGUGAAUGUUCAUGCCGAAGAUAGAGCAAAUAAAUGUUUUGAAAGUUCAUGCUGUAGAUGGAACAUUAAAUAUUGUGAAAGUUCAUGCCUUUCUAAAAAUUGGUCAUAAAAAUGUUUCAGUAAAGCUAUUUUCUGUUAAUGUAAUUUAGAUAAGAUUCUUUUAUUGAUACAAAGAAAUGGAAAUGUUUCUUGAUUGCAUUGUACAUUUUCAGUACAUAAAUAAAACAAUUUGUACAAAAGACAUCUACAUUAAAUUAUUUCACUAGUGAAAAAAACAGCCAUUCAGUGAAUUCUCUUAGCCAUAUCAGGGACUUAUAAGUUCUCAUUAAGAUGAGGUAAAAGAUGCUUUAUUUUGAAUUACCCUGUCAAUUUUCCUUUUGGUAAACUUACAAUCCUAUUGCUCUGCAGAUGUGAUAUCUGUCCUUACAGCACCGGGGAUCAUAAUUCUAUGAGGCGACAUAAGGUAAUCUCAGUUUCAAACGGGUUUUAAAUAUUACAUUUUUGAAGAAUUUAGCCUUAGUAUUAAUUCAUGUGAUCCUGUCAUUUAAAAAAUGGGAUCAUGAUAUAUAACUGCUUUUAAUUCAAUUCACAUAUAAUGCUAGCCCCUGACUUUUUGUUUGAAAAAAACCCAAAAACGCAACGUCCAUGUUGUUUGAAGAAAAAAAAUGCAAUGUAAAUGUAUAAGUAUAAUGCGAUCUGUUAAUCUUGUUACUGGAUAAGAAAAUACAUAGUAAUGAAAUAAAUAUUUAUUUAGAACUACCGGGUUUAAGAAAAAUUAAAAAAUCCUCUUGAAAGAUAUUUCAAUUUGAAAUUAGAAGUGAGCUCAAUUAAUACAAUUUGUAUUUCCUUAUUAUAGCCGUAUUGUCACUAUCUUGAUUUCUUUCUAGACAAUAAUAUAAAAAAUUAAUAUGAACAUUUAUUACUCUGCCUCAGGCUACACUUGUUUCCUGCAUAUAUAUUUUUAUAGAAAAAAAAGAUUUAUAACACUAUUUUGAAAAAAUGAACUGAAAUCAACAGAUGCGUCACACUGGCCAGAAACAGUAUCGGUGCACCCAGUGCCCGUACACCUGUAUCCAGAGCAUCUCGCUAAAGCAGCACAUGCGCCACAAACACCCAGGGACUUCAGCUGGAAUCUUUCAAUGUUCACGUUGUCCAUUUCGUACCAUUAAUCAGUGCAUUUAUAGCAAUCACAUGCAAGUAGGUGCCUUACAAAUUUAUUGGUAAAUUUUGGUUGAAGUUCUCAUAAUAGAAUAUUUAAUAAAGCUGUUAUCUUUGUUAACUGAUCAUCUUAAUUGACACAGGUAAUAUUUUGAUGAAGUUUGUUAUUGAAAAUGAUUUGAAAGGAAAACAAGAUCCUGUAAAAAUGUGUAAUAGUUGUAACUAAGAAAGUUAAAUAAAGUAAUUGUAUAUAGUAAUUGUUUAUUAAGAAAUAACCACUAAUACUCAAAUUAUAUCAUCUGUUUAAAAAGGAUCAUAAGAAAGGUUUGAUCCCGGAUAAAAUAAUUCCCCCAAGACUGGAGCUACCGAAGACAAGAAAACUAACCCACAGAUCUCAAACUGGGAAGCGUAAUGCUGGACAAAAUUUGGUAGGUCCCAUUAUCUUAUGGUAUGUCUUAUUUUUUGUUAUUGUAAUGCUUACCCAUCUUAUUCAAAUAGUCCUGUUAAUAUGAUUAGGUAACAUUUCAACAAAAACCUAACAGUCAUAAGGUAUAUAGUAAGUCUUUCUUUAAUUAAUCCCAAGGUUGAGCCCCUGCUGAUCAAGCACCCCCAGUUUCAUGCUGUGUUGCCGGGUAGUGAACCUACAUCUCUUACUAACCUCAGUGGCGAUGCACUUUCUAGUUUAAAUUCUACCUUAGGUGAAAGCUCUCCGUCAGAAGUUUUUACAAUGCAGGUAGGUGAUUUUAUUAUAUUCAGCUUCAGAAAUUUUUAAGGCCAAACUGAAUAAAAAUUCUAGGGAGUAUGAGAUAUCAAUAAAUUUAUGCAAUUCGUACUGUAGUAUAAUAAUAACAAUAAAAAAUAUAGUUAUAUGAUCAUGCUGUUUCAUAUUAACAAAGGGCGAUAUAUAAGUUACAAAGCCCUACCCCUUACAAGCCCUCUUGAAUUAUCAUAUAAAAUACAGCACAAUAUUGCUACCUUUUUUAAAUGGAGUUCUAAUUUUUUAUCUAGGUGACCAUGUUACCUGAGGGAGACACACAGAUCAGUGCUGAUGAUAUGAAAAGAUUGUCUGAGAGCACAGGACUUCUAGCCACAGGGGUUUCACCACUGCAGCUCAUCUAUGCCACACUGUCAACUAUAUCAGAGCAGGGAGAAGCCGCAAGAGUGGGGGAAGGCAGAUCUGCCCUCCUCACAGCAGAACUCAUCGGAGGAAUCCACACUGCGGUUCUCAGCUCCAUGCAGGACGGUGUAACCGUUCAUUCCAUAACAUAUCACCUGCCAAGGGUGGUGCCUGGCACUGAUGAGCCACUGACCGUGACAGUGAAUGAUAAGAUUUAUGAAGGGCUUAUAUCAAAUGUCAAGGCAGAGCCCAAGGAUGAGAUUGAAGAUGAUACAGUGCUUAAACAGGAAACGGAUUCCUCCAUUGCUGUUGUUUUACCAACCCUGGAGGAUGAAGCCAACAAAUGUGAAGGUAUCUUCUACAUGGGCAACAGUGAGAAAAAAUCAAACAAUAUGUCAGCGGGUGGAGAUAAGGUGGGGAAGAAAAAAAAUGCUAAAAAGAGCAGGGGUGAAAAACUAACAGGAUCAAGUGCGCUCAGGGAAAUGUUAGAGUCAAGGGAAAAAAUGACCAUACUCAACACACAGAAUGGAGAGGUCAGCUUCAUGGCUGUGGAUUUCCUUGAACCAAACUCUAUAGAUACUGAGUCUUCCCAGGUUUUUACCACUAGUGAUUGUUAGAGAAAAAAGUGGUACUUGUUAAAAGACUUCAACUACUUGAUAGUUGAUGUGCCUGUUUUUAAGUAUUAAAUUGUGA
Molecule: messenger RNA, 5787 nt
Organism: Lymnaea stagnalis (great pond snail)
Lineage: Eukaryota; Metazoa; Mollusca; Gastropoda; Lymnaeidae
Source: the annotation of a GenBank genome assembly